Antechinus flavipes (yellow-footed antechinus) is the source of this 2137-nucleotide messenger RNA. RefSeq names its product carboxylesterase 1D-like. Lineage: Eukaryota; Metazoa; Chordata; Mammalia; Dasyuromorphia; Dasyuridae. Gene Ontology annotation, biological process: lipid catabolic process. The record is from RefSeq and is a predicted model, not a curated record. Gene Ontology annotation, molecular function: carboxylic ester hydrolase activity. The transcript has 15 exons. Gene Ontology annotation, cellular component: lipid droplet; endoplasmic reticulum.
AUGGGACCACUGCACAUGCUACAAUCUCUUGGAGAUAUAGGUGACAGGCAGCUAACCCUUGUUCAUUAUAAAAGCACCAGCAGCUCUGAAGGACAGUUCAGAUUCCUGAACCUGUUUCCAACAAGAUGUGGGCUACUUUCACUGGUCUUGUGCUUCAUCAGCUCCAUUACUGCUGUUACAGAGCAGCAGCCUUCAGUGUCGAUAGUGGAUACCGAAUAUGGGAAAGUCCAAGGCAUUCAAGAAAAACUGCAAGGAUUUGACACACCUGUUCAUGUUUUCCUGGGUGUUCCCUUUGCCAAACCUCCUCUUGGACCCCUGAGAUUUAGCCCACCCCAGCCUCCUCAGCCCUGGGAAGAUGUGAAGGACACCACUACGUACCCACCCAUGUGUGUCCAGAACCCCAAUACAGCCAUAUACCUUAGGAACCUUUUCUCCAUUCGGAAUAAAAGUAUCUCAUUGACAUAUUCCGAAGAUUGUCUGUACCUAAAUAUUUACACGCCAGCUAACCUGACAAAGGAAUCCAAGUUACCGGUGAUGGUGUGGAUCUAUGGAAAGGGGCUGCUAAUGGGUGAGGCUUCAACCUAUGAUGGACUGGCUCUCUCAGCCCUUGAGAAUGUGGUGGUGGUGACUAUUCAGUACCGCCUGGGAAUCCUUGGGUUCUUUAGCACUGGAGAUAAAUAUGCUUUGGGAAACUGGGGUUGCUUGGACCAAGUGGCAGCACUUCAAUGGGUCCAAAAGAAUAUUGCCAAUUUUGGAGGAGACCCAAGCUUGGUGACCAUCUUCGGUGAAGCAGCGGGAAGUUUUAGUGUUUCAGCACUGUUUCUGUCUCCUUUGACCAAGGAUCUCUUCCACCGAGUCAUUUUGCAGAGUGGAGUUGUCCUUCAAAAACCUCUCUUCAGUCACAACAUCAAACCAUUUACUGAGAAAAUUGCAGCUGUGGCUGGAUGUGAAACAACCACGUCAGACACCAUAGUUCAAUGUAUGAGAUAGAAGACAGAGGAUGAAAUUCUGCACAUAACUGAAGAGUUGAAAUUAUACCACUUGGAAUUCACAGGAGAUCCCACAAAGAAAUAUGUGUUCAUACCUACAGUUGUGGAUGGAGUAUUUUUCCCUAAAAGUCCUGAAGAACGCUUGGCUGAAAAGCAAUUUGCUGACAUUCCAGUCAUGAUGGGAAUCACCAAUGAUGAAUUUGGCUGGCUUUUUCCAACUGCAUUCGGAUUUCCUCUGUCAGAGAAUGGAUUGGACCAAGAAACAGCAUCAACACUGUUAUGGAAUUCAUACCCACUUGUUAAGAUCCCUCAAAACCUUGUACCUGUGGUAACUCAGGAAUACCUUGGAGUGACAGAUGAUCCUGUCAAAAAGAAAAGACUUUUUCUGGACAUGCUAGGGGACUUGACAUUUACAAUCCCAACUGUGAUUUUGGCUUGGAAUUUCAGUGAUUCAGGUGUACCUACCUACGUGUAUGAAUUUCAGCAUAAGGCCAGUAUUUGGGGAAAUAUAAAACCAGCAUCAGUCAAGGCAGACCAUGGGGAUGAUCUCUUUUUUAUAUUCGGUUCUCCAUUUUUAAGAGAUGGUUUCUCAGAAGAAGAGAAGAGAUUUAGCAGGAGGAUGAUGAAAUAUUGGGGCAACUUUGCUAGGAAUGGAAACCCCAAUGAUGGAAGUUUGAUGAAGUGGCCUCAGUAUGAGAAAAAUGAAAAAUACCUACAAAUUAACAUCGUCUCCAAAAUAGCCGAGAAGCUGAAGGACAAGGAAGUGGAAUUUUUCACUAAGCUGUGGGAAAAGAAAUAAUAGUAAAUGUUGAAUAGUAAAGAGAUCAUAUUUAGAUAUUGUCUAGAUAAAUCAAUUAACUAGCCUUCAAAAGAAAUCUCAGUGGAUCUGGAAGAAAAAACAUUUUUGCUUUAGUAUGGAUGUCUAGAUCGGGUGGUGGGCAGCUUCUCAAUAUGAAGAUGGAGGGGUGAAAUGUAAACAGCCAUAUGUUAACACCAUGGGUAUGAGGGUGUAGGGCCCCACACUUUGACAUCUGGUAAUGAGAAAUCCAGAGUCGGUAAUAUUUUCUUUUUCUCAUAACAUUUUAAAGAAUCAGCUUUCAAUGAAUAUAGUUGGCUUGAGUUCUAUUAAAUAAAAUCAUUUGUGAUUU